Monodelphis domestica (gray short-tailed opossum) is the source of this 2315-nucleotide messenger RNA. RefSeq lists its product as uncharacterized. Gene Ontology annotation, biological process: regulation of DNA-templated transcription. Lineage: Eukaryota; Metazoa; Chordata; Mammalia; Didelphimorphia; Didelphidae. The record is from RefSeq and is a predicted model, not a curated record.
CGAGCAGGGCGGGGCCUCUGGGAAGCAGGAAGUGACGAUCGCCCCGAGUCCCACCUCCUCCUUCUCCAGUUCCAAAGAUGUUCCUCCCUGGACUUCUUAACCUGUCUCUUAACUUCCUGCGCCUCACACCUCAAGCCUAGGGAGCCUGGAGUGCCAGGGAUGGCCUUGGAGAGGGACAGACUGCCAGGCCAGGAGGAGGUAGCAUUCAAGGAUGUGGCUGUGGACUUCACCCGGGAGGAGUGGCGCCUCUUGUCCCCUCCCCAGAAAGAGCUGUACAAGGAGGUGAUGCUGGAGAAUAUCAGGAACCUGCUUUCUGUGGGGCUUCCAGCUCCUCCAGAAGACAUGAUCUCUUAUUUGGAGCAGAGGGAAGCCCCAUGGAUGCUGGAGCAAGAAGGCCUGAGGAGCUACUGCCCAGGAGAAGAGAUCAGACCUGAAAUGAAGGCAAAUCCAACAGAGGUGAGCCUUCCUGUGGACCUACAAAAAUUAAUGAGUGAUGGUCCUGAUAACUUUGCUUUCAGAGAAUUCUUUGUUGUACCUCAAAAUUUAUCUCAUAUUGAACAUCAAAGAAGGCACACUAAGGAAAAAUCUAGUCAAAGUAAUCUAUGUGGAAAGGCUUAUAUACAAAGGGUUAGUCUUGUUGGACAUCAGAGAAUCCACACUGGUGAGAAACUUUAUGAAUGCAAUCAAUGUGGAAAGACAUUUAGACAGAACUUAGAACUUUCUGUACAUCAUAGAGUCCACACUGGAGAGAAGCCUUAUGAAUGCAAGCAAUGUGGAAAGACAUUCCGUCAGAGCUCCCAUCUUGCUGUACAUCAGAGAAUCCACACUGGGGAGAAACCUUAUGAAUGUAAACAAUGUGGAAAGACAUUCAAUCAGAGCUUCCAUCUUGCUGUACAUCAGAGAAUCCACACUGGGGAGAAACCUCAUGAAUGUAAUCAAUGUGGAAAGACAUUCAGUCAGAGCUGCUCUCUUGUUCUACAUCAGAGAGUCCACACUAGGGAGAAACCUUAUGAAUGCAAGCAGUGUGGAAAGAUAUUCAGUCAGAGCUCCCAUCUUGUUGUUCAUCAGAGAAUCCACACUGGGGAGAAACCUUAUGAAUGCAAGCAAUGUGGAAAGACUUUUAUACGGAGCUCCAAUCUUGCUGAACAUCAGAGAAUCCACACUGGAGAGAAACCUUAUGAAUGCAACCAGUGUGGAAAAACAUUCAGACAGAUCUCCCAUCUUGCUCAUCAUCAGAAAAGUCACACUGGGAAGAAACCUUAUGAAUGCAAUCAAUGUGGAAAGAUAUUCAGACAGUUUAGAACUUGCUGUACAUUAGAAAGUCCACACUGACAAGAAACCUCAUGAAUGCCAAGAGUGUGGAAAGACAUUUUGUCAGAGCUCCAAUCUUGCUCAUCCUCAGGGAGUCCACACAGAUGAGAAACCUUAAGAAUACAAGCUAUCUGAAAAUAUGUUCACAUGUAGCUCCAGUCUUGCUAUUUUUUUAAGGAAAUUUAACCUCCCUUUCUCCAGCAGCUUAUCUUGGGUGAGCCUGAACUAGAGGGGAGGAUUGUGUGGUGGAAUAUUGUGAGGAUAGAAUGGAAGUAGGAAAAAGACAACAAUAGAGUUGAGAGAUAAUGUGAUGAGGACAGGGUCAUGUCUCUUAUAUUGCCCCCUGGAAUGCCCCCAGACAGCCUAGGCAAAAUAGAAAGCCACAGUUGGCUCCUGAGAUGAGAUUUGUGAGUUAGUAGGUGAAGAAAAAGUUUGAUAAACUGAGGCAAGAAAAGAUAUCAAAGCUCUUCUCUUUCAGUUUUGUUGCUGGAUAGACUUAUGAGCAUGGCUAGGGUGUCCUAUUGGUGGCUAAAUGGAGCAGUAAGAAAUGUAUCUCUCCUAUUUUUCCUUCUUUUUCUCCUGCUGUCUUAGAUUAAGUCAAAUUAAUUUAGUCCCAGUCUCAUAGUUUUCUCUCUUAUACUGUAUAUCACAGAAAUCACAGAUGUUGACACUAAGUUUUCACCUUGCUCAAAAUCAGACAAUUCACUCUACUAUGUCAUAAGCUCUACUAAGAUUAGGUCCAAAUGGACAUGUGAUAUCAUAAACAAAUUAAGGGAGCAUAGAAUAGUUUACCUUUCAGAUCAAUUUAUUGAUAAGGGAAGAAUUUAUGACUAAAUAAGAAAUAAAUAACAUUAUGAGGUAUAAAAUAGGCAAUUUUCAUUAUAUUAAAUUUAAAACUGUAUAAACAAAAAUAAUGCAGCCAAGAUUAAAAGUGUAAACAAGAAGUUAUCAUUUGCUUUACAAUAUGUCCUAUUAAAUACUUCCAUUUUUAAAAAAUCUAACCC